Molecule: messenger RNA, 374 nt
Organism: Euleptes europaea (tarantolino)
Lineage: Eukaryota; Metazoa; Chordata; Lepidosauria; Squamata; Sphaerodactylidae
Gene: DPM2
Product: dolichyl-phosphate mannosyltransferase subunit 2, regulatory
Exons: 3
Coding region: 1-318 (105 amino acids)
Biological process (GO): GPI anchor biosynthetic process
Cellular component (GO): endoplasmic reticulum membrane; dolichol-phosphate-mannose synthase complex
Molecular function (GO): enzyme regulator activity
Source: RefSeq, a predicted model, not a curated record
AUGAAUAGUCCAGAAACCUCAAACUGUUGCUGCAAAUUGCAUCUUUUUCUUCUGUUUGUGUUCCAGGCCACGGCUACUGACCAGGUGGUGGGGUACGGCUUAGUAGCCUUCAGCCUGGUUGUCUUUGCUUACUAUACUAUCUGGAUUAUCAUACUGCCCUUCAUUGAGAGCGACCACAUCAUUCACAAGUACUUUUUGCCCCGGGAAUACUCGGUUAUCAUCCCUGUGGCUGCUGGGUUGCUGUUGCUGCUCUUUGUUGGAGUUUUUAUAGCCAUCGUUACAUGGAAGAACCGGAAGCCGUCCAAGAAAUCCGCCUGAAGACAACGAAAGGGAAGAGCCAUGGAGGAAAAAGGCAGGCUCUUGGUGGCAGCUGG